Juglans microcarpa x Juglans regia is the source of this 1437-nucleotide messenger RNA. RefSeq lists its product as uncharacterized. The record is from RefSeq and is a predicted model, not a curated record. NCBI's taxonomy places the organism in Eukaryota, Viridiplantae, Streptophyta, Magnoliopsida, Fagales, Juglandaceae. The coding region runs from base 248 to 1339 and encodes 363 amino acids. The transcript has 15 exons.
AUUUGCUCUUUGUACCGUGAUUCUCUCCUUGCUCACGCAAAGCCCAAAGUCACCUGUAGGUCCACCUGAUGCCGGCUACGUUAUUGUUCCUCUCAAAUUUGAAAGUCGGACUCGAUCAAUGAUUUCCCACCUGCCACCAUCCCUCAACUAAACCCGCCUUCUUCCCAAACCCCUAUUUGUUCCCGCUGGUUCUCCCUCUCCGUCACCGCCCGGUUGCCGUGUUUCCAGCCCGGUGAAGUGUCGGAAAAUGUCGUGCUCGUCCCAAACCGCCUUCCCUACUCUCAGAACUGUCACCAUAUCGUACUCAGAGCUCAAGGACAAGAGCGCUAACUUGUCGAUGAAAAUCGAAGAAGGUUUUGGACCAAACGGGCUGGGAAUUCUAUCGAUUACUGAGGUUCCAGGAUUUUCUGCAUUGCGUCGAAAUCUGUUACGUCUUUCACCUAGAUUGGCUGGCCUGCCUGAAGAGACAAAGAAGGAACUUGAAGAUCCUCACAGUAGGUACAACUUUGGAUGGAGUCAUGGGAAAGAGAAGCUUGAAUCUGGGAAGCCUGAUUUGUUGAAGGGCUCUUUUUAUGCAAAUCCAAUAUUAGAUACACCUACUAUGGAGGCAUCUGUGAUACAACGGUAUCCAUCAUACUGUGGGUCAAAUAUUUGGCCUGAUAGGGCAUUGCCAGAACUUGAAGUGGCUUUCAAGGCUCUUGGAAAGUUGAUCCUUGAUGUUGGGUUGAUGGUGGCAUAUCACUGUGACCGAUAUGGUAAGAUCUCAAUAUCAUCCAAAGGGAUGAAUAUGCACGAGGAUCAAGGCCUUGAGCAAAUACUUCUUCAUUCUCGGUGUCAUAAAGGGCGCCUGCUUUAUUAUUUUCCAGCACAACAGAGUAAUUGUACACAAGAUGGUGAUUCCACAUCAUCCUGGUGCGGCUGGCAUACGGACCAUGGUUCCCUGACAGGUCUGACUUGUGCCAUGUUUAUGAGAGAUGCUGUAGAAAUACCUUGCCCUGAUAGUGCUGCCGGUCUUUAUAUUAGAACACGAACUGAUCAAAUUGUCAAAGUUGUCUUUGGAGAAGAUGAAAUAGCAUACCAGAUUGGUGAAACUACUGAAAUACUGUCAAGAGGUUAUCUUUGUGCAACACCUCAUUGUGUUCGGGCACCUAAAGGAGAGGACGCUUCUGGUCUUGAGCGUUCAACAUUUGCAUUGUUCAUGCAACCGGACUGGGAUGAAAGCCUCAAUUUUCCAGAGGAUGUGCAUAUUCAUAAAGAGCUGAUUCCAUCAAGUGGAGCUCUUACUUUUGGAGAGUAUACCGAGAAGCUACUUGAUAAAUAUUAUCACCUGAAAGUGUAGAAAAUUGUAUAUAUUGCCACAACGAAGUUUAUUGAUAAAUAAAUGCUCUGUAAUGCAAGGGAUAACAUAAACGGAACUAACUUGUUAAUAUGCCAAAA